Camelus dromedarius (Arabian camel) is the source of this 2735-nucleotide messenger RNA. RefSeq names its product interferon alpha and beta receptor subunit 2 (gene IFNAR2). The record is from RefSeq and is a predicted model, not a curated record. Gene Ontology annotation, biological process: type I interferon-mediated signaling pathway. Gene Ontology annotation, cellular component: plasma membrane. The transcript is spliced from 9 exons. Gene Ontology annotation, molecular function: type I interferon receptor activity; interleukin-22 receptor activity; protein binding. Bases 363 to 1925 code for a protein of 520 amino acids. NCBI's taxonomy places the organism in Eukaryota, Metazoa, Chordata, Mammalia, Artiodactyla, Camelidae.
CUGCCCGCCCCCGCCCGGUCCGGCGCCUUCCCGCAGCUGCCGGAGGCCGGCUCCGCGCGCGCACUCGCGGGAAAGACCUCCCCCACCCCUCCCGGAGGCGACCGCGAGGAUCGAUCCGGGGCGCCCUCGGAGCGGAGGGAGCCGGCCACCACCAGCCGCUCUGCUCGCCUUUGCCCCGCGCCGGCCGCCACUGCCAAAGAGGCCGCCAGCAGCGCGCAUCCCGGUCGGGAGCACCGAGUCCGGGUGCGGAGGGGCUGCGGCCGAGCCCGGCUGGGGCGGGUGGGCCCGAGGCCAGGACCCCGGGGGCCGCGGCGAGGUCAGACUGCCAAGAUGUGAAAGUAAAGAUACAUAAAAUAACAAAGAUGGUUUUGAGCCAGAAUGUCUCAGCAAUUGGGCCACUCAAUUUGUAUCCCGUAGCGCACUUCAGCCUCGUGUUUGGUAUUUCGUAUAUUUUACACGAUUUUUCAAAUGAAUACUGCACUUUAAAGAUGACAUUACAAAAUUUCCGGUCAGUCUUAUCGUGGGAAGUAAGAAACCAUUCAGUUGUACCAACUCACUAUACGUUAUGGUACACCAUCAUAAGUAAACCACAAAAUAUGACACUCGUCAAGGACUGUACCAAUAUCACGAGAUCCUUUUGUGACCUAACAGAUGUGUGGGGAAACGUGACGGACACAUACAUCCCCAGAGUGGUGGGAUUCAGAGGAGGCACACAGCUGGUCAAUUGUAUGGGCUCUUUCUUCCUGGAAACUGACACAAUGUCUUUGGACCCACCAGAGUUUGAGAUUGUCGAUUUUACGGACCACAUUAAUGUGAAAGUGAAAUUUCAGUCGGUCGCUCCCAAGAUACUAGAUGGAGAAGAAUUACAGUUUUACUUAGCACACGUCAUCGAAGAACAGUCAGGGGGGAUUGUUAAGAAGUAUAAACCUGAAGUAAAUGGAAACAUUACUGAAAAUUUCAAUUAUGUCAUCAACAAGUUAAUCCCAAACAUAAACUACUGUGUAUCUGUUUAUUUUGAGCCUAAAGAUCCGGAAAAAAUUAAUAGAUCUCCCUUAAAAUGUACCCUUCUUCAACCUGGACAGGAAUCAGAGUCGUCAGAAUCUGCCACAAUAGGAGGAAUAAUUACUCUGUUUUUAAUAGUUGCUGUCUUCAUAAGCACCAUAAUGAUACUGAAACGGAUUGGUUAUAUAUGCUUAAGAAACGACUUCCCCAAAGUUUUGGAUUUUUAUAAAUUGUCAGCCUGGGUCUUUCCUGAGCUGCCUCCGUUGGAAAAAGUGGCUACCGUGGAGAUCAUUCAUGUCAACCGAAAGAAGAAAGUGUGGGAUUAUAGUUAUGAUGAAAGUGACAGCGAUGACGAAACAGCCCCGCAAGUAAGCGCAGGUGGUUACACCAUGCAUGGACUCAGGCCCCUGGGGCCCACCUCCACCUCCUCGGCCACCUUGGAGGACUGCAGUGACCAGGCCACCGAGGAGCCAGACCUGCCCGAGCCUGAGGCUGUCACUGAGGCCGCCAUGGCACCAGGGCCCAGCCCCUGGCAGUCAGAAUGCACAAGUGGGGCCCACGAGGUCAGUGGGGAUCUGCUGCAGGAUGCCCUUUCUGAGGAGGGCAGCAGCCCCACUGAGGACUCUGGGGACAGAAUUAUCUUCAAUGUGGAUUUGAACUCAGUGCUUGUGAGGGUCCUUGACGACGAGGAUGAUGACAACUCGGAAGUCACUCCAAUGUUAUCAUCUCUUCCAGAAGAGGCUGUCAUGCCAGAGGGUCCCGCUGAAACAGACUCGAGCCUUCUGGUGGCCCGCGGAGAAGGGACACAGCUGCCCUUCCCCAGCCCCUCCGCGGAGUGCCUGUGGCCUGAAGAUGCUCCUUCUGAUCACAGUGACACUUCCGAGUCAGAUGUUGACAUUGGGGAUGGUUAUAUAAUGAGAUGAAUGAAUCCAGAAAUAUUUAAUUAACUUGGACGAAUGCUACCUCCAAGCUUCUCCCUCCUAGAACCCUUGUUCUCCAAGGGAAUGAGUAGGAGACUGCAGAGUCACUGUUCUUCCUGGUGACAUCAUCUAUGCAAAUUCCCAGUAAGGGGAAGGGGAGGUGGGAACCGCACUAUCCUGGUAUCAUUCAGUGCACUGUUUACAAGUUCAAAGCAAUUGGCUUUGAAGGGAAAAUGCCCUGCCCAUCCCCUUUACUCUCAUGAAGUUAUAACGUUUCUGCAUCCUGUCCCCCAGAGUAAGGAGCAAGAUUUCCUGUGAUUUUCAUGGGGUGGUCCAGGGCCCCGUAAGAGUUCUGGGAAAUUACUAAAUCGGGCCAGAGUGGAGUGGGGGAGAGAAAAGGCAGACACUCAGCAGGGUUCAUAGUGGGAGCAGUCAGCACAGGCUCAAGGAAAGAGCAAGAAAGAGGGGGAGGCAGAGGGUGCAUCUGGAGAGAAAGGAAGGACACACACAAGGAAACAGAAGCACAUGCUCUGAGUUGGAAGUAGGGAAGGCCCAGCCACGUCCUGGCCAUCUCCCAGAUGAUAUUCUGUCUCCUAAGCUCUUGAGAAUUCAACUUUCAGCCCCUGGUUCAGCCCUCUUCAGUUUGAGUGAGGAAGACAGACUCACACACAUAAAUUACUCUAGAGCCUGGCAGAUGACUUAUAGAGAAAGAUUUGCAUUAAGGAGAGGGACUAAAAUCUCAGCGUCAUUUUUUAAGAUUUAAUUUUGUAUAAUGGAGGUUGGUAAAAAAUAAAACAUACCUUUUCAUACAAA